AUGAGGCGGAGCAGGAGCCUUGCACCGUGCUGCGUUCACGAACACCUGUCCCAGAGCUCGGUUCUGACUCUCUUGUGGCUUUUGACAUCGCCGGGAGUGAGUGUUUGUCACAGAGCUGAGAUGGACCGCUGGAGGGGCAGAGUGGCUCUGGUGACCGGGGCGUCUGUGGGGAUCGGUGCCGCCAUUGCCAAAGAGCUGGUCCGGCACGGUAUGAAGGUGGUGGGCUGUGCCAGAGACGUGGGGAGAAUACAGGUUAGUUGAUAUUGGAACUAUUUUUCUUUCUUUUAAGAAGAUAUUAUUAAUCGAUAUGGCCCCUUAAAUUAAGAAAUUUGCAGAGCAGCUUAGACUGGCUUAAUAUAUUUCCAGAAAUAAAGUUUAACAUAUUAAAGGUUAUAAGAUGACAUGUUCCUUUAAUAGUCUUACAGGGGGAAAUUCAUAAUUUAUAGCAUCAUGCAGACAUACAAAGAGAAAUUAAAGGAUAAAGAAACUUAGAGUUAAGUUAAGAAAAAAGAAAGAGAUAUGUACAUGAGUCAUAUUUACAUGAGUACAGAAUAUAAAUAAUAAUAUGGUUUAAUGACCUGCAAUACCUCUCCUUUACACACUUUAGGUUGAGCAUCCUCUCAUAAGGAGCUCCUCAGUGUAGUGAGUGUGUGUUGGAAAACAACAAUAACAUGUUUAAUUUACAGAACAUCAAAAGUGGUUGGUCGUACGUGUAGUUUUAUAUUUAUUUGGUCACCCACAGAGUGUAAAUACCAGCUGCAAUUCAAAUUACAUUCAUUUUAAAAUCCACAAACUUAAAAGUCAAACACACAAUCUACACAUUUGGGCUGUAAUUUUUGCAGUGUCAGUCAUAAGCCCUUUCAGGAUGGGCAGGUAAAACUGUAUUUGUUAAUGAUUCUCCUGAUUGUUGGCAGAUGUCCACUACAUGUAGACAAAAUACACACAAUCCUCUCCUCCCUCUUUCUACAGCAGUGUUUUAACAGUUUCCUCACCUCUGUCUUCAGCUUUAAUGUCGACUCUUUAAAAUAUUUGGUUUAUUUUAUGGACAGUUUUCCAACUUUUUUAAAAACACCUCCAGUAACCCAAAAACAGAGAUAAUUUGAUUGCACAGACUUAAAGAAUCAUAUCAUACCUGAAGAAAAAGGUUAUCAGAAAUUUAAAAACUUUAUCAUUCAAAAAUGCAGAUUUUUCACACUGUUUAUGGUAUUCUUGCGUUUUUUAUUUUACUCAGGGUUGAUUGUAGAGAAAAAUGUAGGUUUCUUGGUAAACACAUGGUCACAUCUGCUUGAUAUAUUUUCAGAAAUUGGCAGCUGAGUGUCAGAGUGCCGGCUACAGCGGUGUUUUGUUGCCUUAUAAAUGCGACCUGACCAAGGAAGAGGACAUCCUGUCCAUGUUCUCUGCCAUCAAAUCGCGACACAAAGGUGUGGACGUGUGCAUCAACAACGCAGGUCUGGCUCACCCUGAGCCGCUGUUAAGUGGAAGAACCAGCGGCUGGAAGGAAAUGUUUGAUGUAAGAGCAAAGUAGAUCUAUUUUAAACAUUUUCAGGGUGAAGGUUGGACAUACGUGUGUAUUUGAGCUUGAACUUGUAAGUUAAUCAAACACAGAAAAGCGGUUUAGCAAAAGACAGCUGCAACAUUUGUGCUUUGCAACUGGUCAGGUGAGAUUUAGGAGGAAGUAAAAGGAGAAGUAAAAGCUCUUUACAGAGGUUUCAAUUACCUGAUGUGCAUUCACUCUCUACUUUAUUAUCUUGCAGGUGAACGUUCUUGCAUUGUGUAUUUGCACACGUGAAGCGUAUCAAUCUAUGAAAGAAAGAAAUGUGGAUGAUGGGCAAAUAAUACACAUAAACAGGUACAGUUUUAUUUUGAAAUGCAGCUAGAGGACAAGCUGCAGAUCUUCAGUCCAGACAUAGCAUGACUCAAACAAAAGAAAAAUCUGUCUUCAACUACCUGCAGGUCAUUGUUUAUUGAAUGAGGCACAUUAGGCUGCAAUCAUUAAUAUGUGUACUGUAGUUAAACAUGGUUUGUGUCAACAUUCAAAUAAAUAUUCUUCUUCCUUAGCAUGACUGGACAUCGUGUUGUUCCAAGUGCUGACGUACACGUCUACUGUGCCACCAAGUUUGCUGUGACGGCCCUGCUGGAGGGUUUGAGACUGGAGCUGCGUGAAGCAAACACCCACAUCAGAGCUUCAGUAAGACUUCAGCGCCGUCUGUCUAAAACUCAACGUGAACAUUUUAUUCCACCUUUUAGGAACUGCUGCGUUUGACAGUCCUGUCUAAAACCAAGCUACCUGCUUCGUUACAUAAACUAUCCAUGAAUAUAAUUUGCUUUUGCAGUGUAUUUCUCCUGGUGUGGUGGAGACCGAAUUUACCCAGCGACUCUACCGUGACAAGCCUGAAAUAGCUUCUACUUUCCCGUUCUUUGAUAUGAAGGUAAAUAUAUUCCUCAUACUUUCAGUAUUUCAGGUAAAAUUAAUGCGUAAUACUUCACUCUCUGUUUUCAUCACAGCCUUUGGAAGCUGUUGAUGUGGCAAAUGCAGUUACAUUUGUCCUGAGUGCCCCUCCACACGUGCAGGUAUGUUUCCUUCUCAUAUGUAAUAGUGAUGUUUUAUAUGUUUACAUGUCUUCAACCUUGCAUAACCUCUAAUAAGUUGUAUUAAUGUCCUCUUUCAGAUAGGAGAAGUACAGAUGCGGCCCGUGAGGCAGGUUUUGUAG
This is a messenger RNA of Xyrichtys novacula (pearly razorfish), 2711 nucleotides long. Lineage: Eukaryota; Metazoa; Chordata; Actinopteri; Labriformes; Labridae. The record is from the annotation of a GenBank genome assembly.